UCAUAUAUGUCACUCUUAGCGCAAUUUUCACUGGUAACACUGACGAUCGAGGUCGGCUAGUGAUAUAGGAGACGGGAGGAGAAAGAUGGCGGGUACAAGUGGAGACAGGCGAUCUGAGUGCUGGGAGGUAACAGGUGGUGUGGCGCGUGCAAUCGCGUACAGGAGACUCUUGGUAAGCGAAACAUAUCUAUAUUCUGAUAUUUAUAUAUAUAAUAUAUGGAUAUUGCAGUGACCUUGAGUUAACGGCUACCCUGAGAGAGAGCGGAGUUGAAGAAUUGAUUGAUAUUCUUUGUGUGUAGCUCGAGUUUGAAUGUAACAAGUGAGGUGGCUGGAGUUUAUCGGUUUGAGUUACUGGAGGUUAAUUAUGGAGGCUGAUGGAUGAGCUGUAGGGGUUGUUGUGGAGGCUCGUCGGGGACCACAUGGUCCCCACCUCAGUACUCAUCGCAUGAGGAGAGUAUACAAGUCUGCGGGAUGCACGAUGAGUUCUCUUGUGGAGAUUCAGUUGUGCCGUGCAUCCACCGAUAAUAGCCACGGGACUUGGGGCCCUUCUAAUUUUCCCCGAGAGUGUUGAGGUUACAUUCAUAACAAAGAGAUACGAGAUUGAGAGGAGAUGGAAUUGUGCGCCCAUCGAGUGUUAAUUCAUGGUCGGUGCAAUAGCUAUAUUACGUUGUGCUUUGUAUAUGUGUAGAUCCAUGUAGCGAGGUUAUUAUUACAUCCCCCUGAGAGUAAAUCUCCGCUACAUGUUUUGGUGUAGAUGCUUAAAAAUCUGUCAGUUGCGGUUCACGUGUUUGGAAUGAUGAGAGUUGUCGUACCCAAUGUUGAAAUACAUUCCUUAUGGUACUUGAUUUUUUUUGGUUUGGGUAUGCCCAUGGCGGUGCGUACACAUGGGAUAAUUAUGACCCAUUGUGGUGCGUACACAUAGACAGUAAUAUUACCAAGCCAUGAAGAGAAUGUGCAUAUCGCGAGUUUUUUUACACGGUGAACCGGCAGACAUAGGAAUUCUUGUUUUUAUUUCAUAUUAAUCAGCAUUUAUUUGCGUAGGUUGUGUUAUAAUAUACCGUAUAAUAUAUACCGUGUUUGAAAAUAAUUAAUACGGGAGCGGUAAUUACGCUUUUUACUCUAGCGACACUGAAUUUAGUCUCUGACCACGUUCAGAAACACGCCAAUGUUUACGUUUUCGGUCAAAUUCAUAUACAAGUUUAUUUAGUAAAUUUGUCACUCAGCGCACGUUUUCUCGUUAAUUUUAUUACUACAACAUUAUUUUUAUUGUGUAACGAGGAAAAUAUAUAUAUUGAAACAUUUACUUGUAUAUUAUUUUCCCCAUGGACAUUAUUUACGUUACGGAAUAUUUAUUGUGUUUGGUACGGAACGGUUAGAUAUUCGGUAUGACAGACCGACGGAUCGAUUGGUCGUGUCGUGUAGAGAAUAUUUAAGAUAGAGUGAAGUUUAGAAAUUAGUCUAUGGUUUGGUUAUGGUUUAUUAGUUUUGUAAGCUUACCCGUUUUUGUGAAUUGUGAUUUGUGAUAAAAGUUUGAUAUAGAAGUAAAAACGAAUAAAAGUGUGCAAUUACUUAAUUAAGGAGUGCCGAAGAGUGGAAGUGGACUGCUAUAUAAACCGUUAUUAGCAUCAAGCACAAUGCAAGAUUCACAGAAGAUUUAAAAAUAAAAUAUAUCGGUAGCUCGCAUUGCGUUCAAAAUGGACUUUCUGCUUUCCACAUUACAAUUGCGCCUAGAAAGGCUAGCGGAAGCGUUAAAGGGAGCCGCCGAGGCCCUUAACAGCAUUGAGACUGGUGUUGCAAAGGACAGGGUAAUUGCCAUAAGAAUUAACGUUAAGAAUAGAUUGUCAUUGCUCACAUCAGAUUUAGACAGAUAUUUGUCUGGGGCGACGGACAUAAAAGAAGAUUUCUGCAAUGAAUGCCGGGAUAUGCAAAUAAAAGCCGAGGACACCCUGACCGAACUAGAAGUCGCGGUAAAAUUAUACUGCCCUGAAGUAGAAAAUGGUCAUAGAACGCGUCUGCCUAAAUUAGAGCUAGGGAAAUAUAAUGGUGACAUCCUAAAAUGGAACACUUUUUGGGAUAAAUUCGCGGCAAAUGUUGAUAGUAAGGACAUUGCCAACGUUGAGAAGCUUUCAUACUUACUAGCCUCAUUAGAGGGACCAGCCCUACAAGCAGUUGAGGGUCUGGAAACGACUAACAUGAAUUACCCGAUUGCGGUAGACAUUCUCAAUAGCCGCUUUGGUAAACCUACAAAGGUCAUUGAUGCUCACAACGAUGCUUUGCAAAAUCUUGCUGUGGCGAAGGAUUCACCCGAAGAUUGUAGGCGCACUCUGAAUAUGAUAGAGAAGCAUCUGAGGGUAUUAGAGGCUUUAGGGGAGAAAGUGGAUGCUAGUUACCUUAGAGUUAUCAUACUUAAUAAAUUUCCAUCAAGAGUGGUAUACCAAGUGUGGCUUUCGUCAACCGAUGAUUCCUUUGCUGCAAUCCGGAAGGCUUUGGAUGCCGUAAUAACAGCUAUGGAGAGUUCAGCUGUUACAAACAUGGAGAGUUCUGUGGUUCCAGUAAAGUCCAGUGACAUAACGGAGAUGAGUACACCUGCUUCUACAGCAACACUACAAAUUGGAGCUGUAAAGAAAAGGAAAUGGCAACAGAAAAGGGAAGCAAUUUCAACUCAACCUAACCGGAAACGCCCUAAGAGAAUGUGCAUAUUUUGCAAUGAAGAACAUUACAGCGAGGAUUGUACCAAAUUUAACACAUAUAAGGAGAGGAUUGGGAAGCUUAAAGAUAGGUGUUAUGUGUGCUUCCAAAUAGGACACCGUGCCUCCAAGUGUACCAGAAGGAGGAAAUGUGUACAUUGCUCUAGGAUGCAUAAUAGAGCCCUUUGCCGGCAGAAGGUGCAGAGGGACAGCAGUAACCCAAGUAAAGACAACGGAGGGGAGAAGUCUGAGCAUUAGGCUUUUACUUGAUUGUGGAAGUCAACGAUCUUACAUUACAAAUAGAAUAGCAAAAUUAUUACGAAUCAAACCUGAUGGAGAAGAUUGUUUGAUGAUUUAUACAUUUGGAUCAGAGAAGCCCAGAGAAAUGUCAUGCCCAUAUGCAACAGUAACUGUAGUGAGUAAACGUAAUGUUGAAAGAUUGAUUAGAGUGAAUAUAGUCCCAUACAUCACCGCAGAGAUACCUAUGGCUAAGGUAGAGUCACCAAUGAUAGAUAUCUUGGCUGAUGACGCUUCUACCGGUGAAGGCAUUGAUAUGUUGAUUGGAAAUGAUUUAUACUUUUCAUUUAUCAGAAAGAGUGUUGAUUUGGGAAAUAAUACCUUUCUUGUGGAUUCUGAUUUUGGUUGGUUCCUCGCAGGAAGUGCUACUAACAGCAGGGAAGGGGAGACUCUAUCAGUGGCUACAUAUUGCCAGUGCCAUGAAAUCAAUCAAGACUUUUUUACAGAACCAGAUCUUCCUCUGCGUACCAUAGAUGUCAAAUUUUUAUGGUCACUUGAGAGCAUCGGGAUAUGUGAUUCUCCAAAAACUACAUGUGAGGAAGAAGCCGUCCAGCACUUUAACAAGACUGUCAAAUACAGUGAAGGAAGGUAUCAGGUCAAGUGGCCGUGGAUAGAGUAUCCACCAAAAUUGCCUACUAACUUUGGACU
This is a messenger RNA of Cydia pomonella (codling moth), 3632 nucleotides long. RefSeq lists its product as uncharacterized. Bases 1695 to 2945 code for a protein of 416 amino acids. The transcript is spliced from 3 exons. The record is from RefSeq and is a predicted model, not a curated record. NCBI's taxonomy places the organism in Eukaryota, Metazoa, Arthropoda, Insecta, Lepidoptera, Tortricidae. Gene Ontology annotation, molecular function: zinc ion binding; nucleic acid binding.